This is a messenger RNA of Nestor notabilis (Kea), 2183 nucleotides long. It is a transcript of the gene RABL6, whose product is annotated as RAB, member RAS oncogene family-like 6. Gene Ontology annotation, cellular component: nucleus; cytosol. The record is from RefSeq and is a predicted model, not a curated record. NCBI's taxonomy places the organism in Eukaryota, Metazoa, Chordata, Aves, Psittaciformes, Psittacidae. The annotation marks the transcript as partial. The transcript is spliced from 14 exons. Gene Ontology annotation, molecular function: GTP binding.
UGAAAAUUGUCAUCCGAGGGGACAGGAACACUGGGAAAACCACACUCUGGCACCGACUGCAGGGAAAAAAAUUUAUUGAGGAAUAUAUUCCAACUCAGGAGAUCCAAGUCACCAGCAUCCACUGGAAUUACAAAACCACUGACGAUAUUGUUAAAGUUGAAGUCUGGGAUGUCGUUGACAAAGGAAAAUGCAAAAAGCGAGGCGAUGGUUUGAAGCUGGAGAAUGACCCUCAGGAGGCAGAAUCGGAAAUGGCUCUAGAUGCAGAGUUCCUGGAUGUCUAUAAAAACUGCAAUGGAGUAGUGAUGAUGUUUGACAUCACCAAGCAGUGGACAUUCAAUUAUAUUCUGAGGGAGCUUCCUAAAGUACCAACCCACGUUCCAGUGUGUGUGCUUGGGAAUUACCGAGACAUGGGAGAGCACCGGGUCAUCCUGCCCAGCGACGUGCGGGACCUCAUCGACAACCUGCACAGGCCUCCUGGCUCCUCGUAUUUUCGCUACGCUGAGUCUUCCAUGAAGAACAGCUUUGGCCUCAAGUACCUGCACAAGUUCUUCAACAUCCCCUUCUUGCAGCUGCAGAGGGAGACGUUGCUGCGGCAGCUGGAGACCAAUCAGCUGGAUAUCGAUGCAACAUUGGAGGAGCUGUCAGUGCAGCAAGAGACAGAAGAUCAGAACUACGAACUCUUCCUUGAAAUGAUGGAAGCCCGAAGUCAAGGACACACGUCGCCACUAACAACCAACGGGCAAAGCCCUUCCUCUGGCUCUCAGUCACCCAUCGUACCUCCGAGCUCCACAUCGACAGGCAGCUCCAGCCCGGGCACCCCACAGCCACUGCAGCCACUUCCCACAAGCUCCACUGUCUCUCCUGAGCCCCCCCCAUCCUUUUCACCAGUGCCUGCACCUGAGGCCCUGCAGCCACAUGCGCCUCCCGCAGCCCCCCCAGCACCUCCAGCUGCAGCCCUGCCGCCCAAGCGCAGCAUCAUUUCCCGUCUGUUUGGGACAUCUCCUGCACCAGACCCCUCUCCUCCCCAGCCAGACCCUGCUGCUGUCGCUCCUCCUCCCCACCCUGAAGCCCCUGCAAAGGUACAGAGCGUGGAGGACUUUGUUCCUGAUGACAGCCUGGACCACAGCUUUCUAGAAGAUCCAGCCCCACAGAAGGACCGAGGGAAACCACAGACUAAACACCGUGCCGACAGUGAAAGCGAUGGAGAGGCACCUGGGGGGAACCCGAUGGUGGCAGGUUUCCAAGAUGACCUGGAUCUGGAUGACAAAAUCCCCAGCAGAUCCAUGCUGGCAGCAGAACGGGUACCCAGCAAGAACGUCACCCUCUCCAGUGAGGAAGAGGAAGAAGAGGUGAAGGGCUCUAAGGUCAUACCCACACCUAAUGAAGACAUCGACAUGGAGCAGGGGGAAAAAAGGUCUUCCAGAAAUUCUCUGAAACCACAGAACGAAGCCGUUUUGACCAAAGCAAUGGACCUGAAGCCUCCUGACACUUUACCUCCACGUUCUGGGUCCGAAAGAAACAGCAGCAGCAAGGUCAGCACCAGCCUGCCAGCUGCUGCUGCUGCAACCCCAGCAGCAGUCCAGGCCCCAAAGACCACUUCCCAAAGCAAAGGACAUGCUCUCAAGCAGAAAGUGGUCAAAGAGGAAAAGCCUGAGGAGUCUGACAGUGAUCAAGAGGGACCAAUAGCUACUCAGAUGCUCUCAUUUGUUAUGGAUGACCCAGACUUCGAAAGUGAGGAUUCUGACAGCCAGAAGAAGAAAAUGGAUGAAUUCCCAGUCCGGGAAGAUCUCUCUGAACUAUCGGAUGAUGAUACCUCGUUGGCAAAGCCACCCCAGGCUGUGAAAGCAACAGUCCACUCCUUUAAACUGAAGAAUGACUCGGAUCUCUUUGGUUUGGGUUUGGAAGAAGCUGGUCCCAAGGAGAGCAGUGAGGAAGGUAAAGAUAAACAAAAGGAGAAAAAGAAGAAGAAAAAGAAAAGCAAAGAGGAAGAAGAGAAACCUGCGAAAAAGAAGAGCAAACACAAGAAAAGCAAAGAGAAGGAGGAGAGCAAAGAGGAGAAGAAGAAAAAGAAAAAGAAAAGCAAGGAGAAAAGCAGUGAGAUAGAUGAACUUGAGGCUUUCCUGGGAGGAGGAGGAGCCAGCAUGAGCAAGCCCGGAGGAGGUGGGGACUAUGAGGAGCUGUAG